CCUCUAGAAGGACUGGAACUCUUCUAAAGAGGGAGAUUCCGGCAUAUUUGGCUGUACGCAAAUACUCAAGCAAAUCCCUGAAAUGAUAUAUUCUCGAAGCGUCACCGAUUGUCCCGUUGGCAGCUCGUUCUACACUUGCAACAAAAAUAGUUUUUAUGGAUGUUGCUCGUGGGAUCCCUGCGAUGCCGUAGAAGGUUGUUUAGAAGUGAGUUCACCAGUUCCUACGCCCACUGCUCGAUCAACAUCCUUCGCAACGUCAACACUUUUUGUCCCUGAAACCGCAACGUCUAUCGCUUCGGCGUUUUUGCCGAAAUCAACAGCCGUGAAGCCCGACAAUGACAAUCCUCAAACAAAAGACACCCCUCAAUUGCAUAAAUCCUUGGCAAUUGGAUUGGGUGUUGCAUUGAUCUCAAUACUCCUCUUGGCGAUCUGGCUUGUGCUGCUUCAUAAGUCUCGCAACCAGGCUCAUCAACAUACCGGUUUGACUUCAAACUCUUGUGCGAUUUUGUUGCCAUCUGAACUAUCCCAAUCAAACUGACAAAUUUUAAGCUGCAAGUCAUCUCGGAACGGAC
Molecule: messenger RNA, 572 nt
Organism: Truncatella angustata
Lineage: Eukaryota; Fungi; Ascomycota; Sordariomycetes; Amphisphaeriales; Sporocadaceae
Exons: 1
Coding region: 83-538 (151 amino acids)
Source: RefSeq, a predicted model, not a curated record